AUGCGCCGUAGUUUUCUCCAGUGAUCCCGGUGGGAAGAUGGAGCCCGUGUGUUGGUUGUCAUUGUCAGCCCGAUGGAUUUCGGAUUCUACCUGAACGUAGGAUGUCCCGGCUGGCGGACUAUUUUGUGGUAGUCGGAUUCGAUCAUGAAAAGGAGCGGAGUGGGCUGAGCUGUGGGCGCAUUGAGCAGCGUUUUCCCGAGGAAGACUGGAAGGACACACCAUUCAUCGAGGGCAUCGAAUCCUUCUGCCAGCCACAAGGAUGGGCCCUGGUCACGGCACGCCGCCAGCCGAACUUCUUCGUGGCUGUGCUCACAGACAUCGACGCGCAGCGGCACUACUGUGCCUGCCUUGCCUUCAACGAGCCUGUGGCUUUGACGCCUGCGGCACUGCAGCGUCGACGCCCCGACGAAGAAGAUGAAGAUGAUGAGCAGGAUGAACUGGCAGCCACGGCUGCGGGCCUCAAUGGUGGGGGUACAGGGACACUAGUGCAGCACCACUCACUUAUGUACGCCCCGAAGUGUCUGGUGCUUGUGUCACGGCUUGACUGUGUGCCAGCCUUCAAGAACUGCCUAGGCAUCAUCUACACUGUGUACAUAGACAAUCUGCCGGUCCAGAUUGAGACCCUCGUGGGCAACAUCCUCGGUUGUGUCCAGGUGCCAGCACCAGGGGGCCCUCAGGUGCGCUUCUCCAUCGGUGCGGGUGACCGGCAGGCGCUGCAGCCACCGCUCAGUGCACUGCUGCCGAUAACGUCUUGCAUUGUCUACGAGCUCUUCCAGCAGCUUGGUAUCCACAAUGUUGUCACCCUUUUCUGUGCUGCCAUGACGGAGCUGAAGAUCCUCUUCUAUUCACGGAGUUACUGCCGCCUCAACGAUGCCUGCUCAGCACUCACUAGCCUCAUGUUCCCUUUCAAAUAUAGCCAUGUGUACAUACCCUUGCUACCAGCAACCCUGAUCGAGUUCCUUAGCACACCUACGCCAUUCAUUAUGGGUGUUCAUUCCUCCCUUCGGUCCGAGGUGGCUGAAUUGCUAGAUGUUCUUCUGGUGGACCUGGAUGGUGGCUCGGUGCUUGUGCCCGAGUGUGUCACUGUGUCCAUGUUACCCGAGCCCCUUCACACGCAGCUGUACACACAGCUCUGCAUGGUGCUUCGUCCAGAGCUGAUGUCAGCAGACGAUGCUUUUCCACCCCAACCGCCGGCACCAUCCCAGGCAGCCAUGCUGGACAAAGAGAUCCGUGCCAUUUUCCUGCGCAUCUUUGCCCAGCUGUUCCAGGGUUACAGGUCCUGCCUAACCGUCGUGCGCAUUCACCCGCGACCGUUCAUCACGUUCCACAAGGCGGCAUUUCUUGGACAGCGUGGCUUUAUCGAGAGCGAGUUUGUCACCAAGCUGCUGGACUGCAUGUUCUUCAACACCUUUGUGGCAGAGAGAGGACCACCAUACCGUGUCUGCGACAUCUUCGAUGAGUUGUAUGCGAGCAUGAAUGACCUUCUGAGGACAGAAGCCCGAGAUCCCGACCUGACCUUGCACCACAUCCGGCAGCUUGCUCAACAGCUCUACCUCAAUGAGAAUCCAAAUCCACAGCCAUAUGUAGAAAAGAUUCCUAAACCAACCGAAGGCGCUUUUACCCGUAUCCAUCAGCCUCCGUUCCCAACGCUUGACAGGGAGCUCGUGAAGUCCAUCAUGGAAACGGGACUUUCCAGAAACCAUUUGGGAUCCAAGCUGUCAUCGUUGCGACCCCAGCUUCCACGCAUUGUCCCUGCGGGGCCGCCGAUGAGUCAGGUGUGCUCCCAGGACCCUCGAGCGCUGGUCAACAAUUCGGCACGCCGCCUUGAGGUGCUCUGCAACUGCAUCAACUACAUCUUCGACAACAAGAUCUCUGAUGCACGCAAGGCUAUGCCUGCAGUCUUGCGCGCAUUGAAGAACAAAGCAGCACGGCUGGCACUGACGAGAGAGCUGCAGCAUCAUGUGACUGGAAACAAGGCAGUGCUCGAGCACCAACAGUUUGACCUGGUUGUGCGGUUGAUCAACUGUGCCCUACAGGACGAUUCAGCGCUGGAUGAGCACGGCGUGGCUGCUGGGAUUUUGCCGCUGUCACAUGCUUUCUGCAGGAAGCUGUGCACAGGCGUGAUGCAGUUUGCGUACACGUGCAUCCAAGAGCACGCCGUCUGGGGCCAGCUGCAGUUUUGGGAGGCCGCCUUCUACCAGGAUGUGCAGCGAGACAUCCGAGCCCUCUACCUGCCCGUCUCUUCUUCACCCCAGCACAGCAACAGUGCUCUGCCCAACGGGCAGCCUAACAAGAAUGCGUCGCCCCCGCUUAGUCCUCGCGAGAACAAGGAUUACCCACUGAGCUGGUCAAGGCAAGAGAACUCGAGAAACAACUUUGAUUCAUCCAGUCGUCGCUCAGCCACCUUAAUUAAGCCGCCAGAGCCGAAUGCACUGGAGAUUUGUGCAGAACAGAUGCGCCUCCAGCAGAGUGGGCAACUGAGCAAGGAGGAGACGGAGGAGCUUUCGAGCCGAGAAGAGUCCACGGUGUACAGUCAGGCCAUUCACUAUGCCAACCGCAUGGCUGCGCUACGGGUGCCGCUCGAUGCCUCCCGGCGAGCCGCCCCUGCAGACGUCGCAGCUGACGGGCGCUCAAACUCCAACAGCAUUGUCACCAACAGCGUUGCAGAGACGGACAGCGCCUGUGACGGUGAGAGCGGCUUUGGAGAGGAGGAAGCGUGGGAAGCGGUGGGUGCUGGUGUGACCAAGCUUGUGGGUCGCUUCGUGGACAAGGUGUGCCACGAGAGCGGUGUCACGGAGGAGCACGUGCGCGCCCUACACCAGAUGGUGCCUGGUGUAGUGGCCAUCCAACAGGAAAUGCUCGAGGCUGUCCAUCGGGAGAGCAAGCGCCUGCCGCCCAUUCCCAAACCCAAAAUGUUGGUGCCGGGCCUGCUGCAAGGAGAGGAGCUGGCCAUGGAGGGGCUGCGGUGCUACCUCAUCCCGGAUGGCCGUGAAGAGGGCACGGGGGCACCCACCCUGGGUGGGCCCACUCUGCUACCUGCGGAGGGUGCCAUAUUCCUCACAAACUACCGUGUCAUCUUCAAGGGCAGUCCCCUUGACCCAUACGCGUGCGAACAGACGGUGGUGCGGAGCUUUCCAGUAUCGACGCUAACCAAGGAGAAGAAGAUAGCGGUCCAGUACCUCCAACAUUUGGAGCAGGUGCUGCCCGAGGGCCUCCAGCUGCGCUCAAACACCUUCCAGCUGAUGAAGGUGGCCUUUGAGGACGAAGUGACGUCUGAGAGCAUCGAGGCCUUUCGCAAGCUCCUGGGCCGUGCCCACUGCCCGCCCCAUUUAUUCCAGCUGUUCGCCUUCAGUGGUCACAUGGCCACGCCUCCAACACCGCUGCACAAGAAGGAGAAGCAUGCCACACUCACGGGCAAGGCAAAGCGGCAGUUGCUGAAGACAGCCAUGCGGGCUGGCUUCAAGCCGCGUCCUUCAUCACGCAAGCAGAAGUACGUGGUGCAGGGGCCCAUGGCGGCCAGGACUCUCCCGGCGGGGGCACGACCGCCCUACGACCACGAGACUCCCGACCGGCCCCUCACCUUUCUUCAGGAUGACGACGCCUCGGAUGACGCUGAAUCCAUGCCACCUCCACCACUACCGGCCGUUCCACAUCUUCCCCACCGAUCGCUGGAGAAGAUGGGUGACACUGUGUAUAGCCGCGACUGGCAGAGGCUGCACCUGGGUGCACUGGGUGCCAACUCAACCAUGUCUCGGGGUCGUCCUGAGGGCUUUCGCAUCAGUUCUGUCAACAUGGGCUACACCGUGUGCCGUAGCUAUCCGGCUCUCGUGGUGGUUCCCCAAAGUGUUCCUGAUGACAGCAUCCGCAAGCUGUCUCGCUGCUACAGGCAUGCAAGGUUUCCAUCUGUGUGCUGGCGCCACCCGGGCACCAAGGCGCUGCUCAUUCGGGCCAGCGGCUUUCACGGCAAGGGCGUGAUGGGCAUGCUCAAGGGCCACCCAACCACCUCCAGCACUGUGAGCGAGACGUCAUCCUCGAUCGAGCAGGAGAAGCUGGUGGCGGCGCUGGUGCGAGCCAGCCCCCUGUCCCAGCCGUCGCGCGCCUCACCUGGUGUGCACGACUCAUCCCUGAGCAUCAGCUCCCUGGUGCUUGACGGGGCCCACGACAACUUUCCCACACUGACGCCCGAGACGGCGCGCCGCUCGCACAACCCCUUCCAAAAGGCUGUCAACAGCCUGCGCUCGUCGGGUGGCAAGAGUGGGAAACAGAUUACCGAUUCCUUCCAAAUGUUCAUGAACCUAAAUCGAGGCCUGUUACCACCUCAGAAGUCUCGUUGGGGCAGCCUGAAAGAUCGCCGUCAUGGCUCUACAGGCAGCCUGACACCAGAGUUUGCCCUGCGAGCCUCAAGAAUGGCUGAAGGUGGCUCCCAGGAAGGCGUGCACACCCUCCACAAGGUGGCACUGUACAUCUUUGGCGAGAAAUCGCAGAUAAAGGGCAUCAAGCCGGAGACAUAUGCCAACUGUGACCUCAUUCCCGUGGAGUAUCCUGAAGUGCGGCAGGUCAAGGCCAGCUUCAAGAAGCUACUACGUGCCUGCUGCCCCAGCGCUCCUCCAGCCAGUCCUGAACUGAGUUUCUACAAGAUGGUUGAGGGCUCAGAGUGGCUAAACCAGUUGCAGUGCAUCUUGCAGCUGUCGGGCGCAGCCGUCGACUUGAUCGAUGUCCAGGGCUCUUCAGUGAUGCUGUGCCUCGAGGACGGCUGGGACUUCACCUGCCAGGUGGUGUCUAUUGCUCAGCUUUGCUUGGACCCAUACUAUCGGACUUAUGAGGGUUUCCGGGUGCUGAUCGAAAAGGAGUGGCUGGCAUUCGGCCACAGAUUCUCGUAUCGAGGCAACCAGACUGCUGCCGCAGCUGCCAGUGGCUUUGCGCCAGUCUUCCUCCAGUUCCUGGAUGUUGUUCAUCAGCUUCUACGGCAGUUCCCGAUGUCGUUUGAGUUCAACGACCUGUUCCUACGGUUCCUGGCGUACCACCACGUGUCGUGCCGCUUCCGCACCUUCCUGCUUGACUCUGAGCUGGAACGCAUCGAGCUUGGCUGGACUCCCUCGCCCAGCGGCGCAAGCAGCCUACAUCGCAGUGGCCGCAAUGUGGCUGCGGCUCUGGCUUCAGCCGAGAGUGGCUCGGACGAGGAGUCGGCUGCCGCGGCUGCCUCAACGUCAGCGCGGGCCUCUGCGGCUCCGUCCUUUUGGGAGUACGCCGAUCGUCUGUGGUGCAAGUCGUCGGCCUUCUACAACUUCUGGUAUGCAGCCAACCUGGAAGACGAGGUUCUACGCCCCUACUCGAACCUGUCCAACCUGGAAGUGUGGGAUUACUACUUGGAGGAAACCCUCUGCCAUGGCCCCAUUUAUGAUCCGGAACUAGUUGUCCUCGAGCGAGGGCCCAAGGUUGUCCCUGAGCCGAUGCCACUUCAAAGGCCUGGGGGUUCCUCCGGCAACACCAGCAACGCGCCUUCUCGCCGCAUAUUGUACCCCUGCUAUGAUGACGCAGGCGAUGCUGAAGCCGACGUCUUCACUCAGCUGCUGGAGGCACUGCAUGACCAGGAAGCUGCGCUCGGACAUCUCCCGCAGAAGUGGCAUGUGCUCUGGAACAAGCUGGACGUCCCUGUUGUGGACACUCUAGUGCGCCAGUCGUCGUUCAGCACGGAGUUUGUGCGUGCCCACGGGAGGGCGCUGCACAAGCGUUCCACCAUUGAGUUCCUGGUGCGUGGCAAGAUGGCCGGUGGUGCCCUGGAGGCAACAGGGGGUACUCCGGGAGCCACACCAGCUGUGCCCCCGCAGGCGUACCCGCACCGCUUUGACCGCUGCAGCUACUCGACGCCCACCUACUGCGACCUGUGCUCAAGUAUUCUGUGGGGACUUGUCAAGACUGGCAUGCAUUGUGUGGACUGCGGUUACAACUGCCACGAGCGGUGCCUGCCACAGGUGCCCAAGAACUGCACCAAAUACAAGAGUGUGGUUCCGGACCCUGGCUCGACUGCGCUCACCAAGGGGCCUAGCGCCGAAAGUGCCUCCAUCACUUCCGGCAUGCACUCGACCAGCCAGUAUUAUGACCAGUUCUCGUCCAACUGCCCGGAGAACCGGACACACGAGGGCUACCUCUUCAAGCGGGGAGCCUUGCUCAAGGGGUGGAAGCAGCGCUGGUUUGUGCUCGACUCUACCAAGCACCAGCUGCGGUACUAUGACGCGGUGGAAGACUCACACUGCAAGGGGUUGAUUGACCUUUCGGAGGUGAUCUCAGUGACCCCGUCUCUGCUUAUUCAAGGGGCGCCGAAAAGGGCUGACGAGAAGUCCUUCUUUGAUGUGAAAACAAGCAAGCGGAUGUACAACUUUAUGGCUGCAGAUGCUUCGGCUGCGCAAGAGUGGAUCGAGAAGAUUCAGUCUUGCCUGCAGUGAGGGUCGAAUUGGUCGCACGACCUCCGCUUCCACCUCCACCGGCCUGCGUCAUAAGCUCAGCAGAGAUCUCUUCAUCCGUCUCUUUUCCCAAGGCCCUCACACUGCAUGGAAUGCCUGAAGCAAAGCUCCACGAUCAAGUUCGCCGUAUUUUUGCUGCUUCCUUUAAGGUCUUCUGCACAAGCGAUGUAGCCAGUCAGUCUUCAGAACACGCCAGCAGAACACACAAGGACCGAUGAGAGAAGUGCCAGUAUUUGGCCAGGCCGAACAGGCGCUUAAAAUCAGCCUUGCUGCGUUUAUAUCCUCGCCACCAGCCUUUCUUUUUUUUAAGGGUUUCAGAAUGAGCCUGCUUUCAAUGUUGAUUCCUGAGAACAAUAUAUGUGGCAAAAGAAAACCAGUCGGUACUUCAGCAAAUGUGGCCAGAGAAGGGGGCAAUGAGCAAGCCGCCCGCACGAUAGUGCCUCCUGGUUCUCCAGACAUUUCUGAUGUUCAUUUUAAUUGCAGCCGCCUCUUGCAGGGUAGAUACAAAAGCACACUCUCGCAUAACUUUGUCAGAUUCUCGUGACUGUCGAGAAGAUUUCUGCACAACGGACGAACAGGGCUGCUACGAGAGGAUGGCAGCGACUCAAGGAGGAAGACACUUCAAUGUGAACAAGACGACCUUUUAAGACAAGACCACUAGUCCAAUGUGCCACUGCACCAGUGUUUCUUUUUUUCUUGUGUGUGUGCCUUAGACUGUUUUAAGUUUUAGCCCUUGACUCUCUAUCUCGUCAUCGCAGUGGACACUCUUAUUAGAUAGCUUGUGUUUGUUGUUUGUGUUGACGUAUAUAUUUUUUUUCUUCUCGUACCAGUGGGCCAAUCAUUGCGAUCCUUCUCGCCGCUACUGCCAGGCAAUGAUUGUUUUCCUUAUAAGCCACUCGCGUCAGUGAGCAUUGUUUGCCUUUUUUCCCCCCCUUGUUAUGUGGUACCUUGUUGUGGACCCAACAUUGCCCGGCGACAUUCCAGUUCCGAAAAAGGUCGUCUUUCCUUGUUUUGUUUUGCUUUCUUAAUGGCAAAAAUCGAAACAAAAAACGUUGUCUUUCUUCUUUUUGUGUUUGCUUGAAAUUUUUUAUUUUUUGCCUUGUGCCACUUAUGUACAGCAUGCCAGAAUACUGCAAUCUUUCUUUAUCAACAGCAAUCAAUAAGAAAGUACGAGAGAAAAUGAAACAGUUGACUUGUGGAAAUCUUAACUCGAAAGAUGAAGUACCAGCGGCACCUGGAAGCAUCUGUUGUAAAUGGUUUUGCUGCUGUGGGUUUGCAGCAUCUUUCCCAGUAAGCUCACUGGUGCUGUUUUGAAAUAUAAAUGUAAAUGUUGCUGUUGUACAGUAUUCUGCUUGGCUCACUGGUCAGAAUGGGUAGAAUUGUAUGUUUAUUUGUAAAGCGCAUACAAGAUUUUGCUGUGCGAACAGUACAAAAACGUGCAGAACUGGGUAACAGCUCUGUAGUUUGCCAGUCUUGCUGUUGUUCUACUGUGUACGUUUCCAUGCUCCUAAUUGCACAUAGGCCAGCACACAGACAAAGAUGUGUACAGAAAACCGUAAGGCCUCUGAUGGCAAAUAUACCUUUAGAAGUGAAAAAAAAAAAAAAAUGUCUAGGAAAACCUUUAUUCGUUUCUGUGGCAGACAGGUUGCAGUAUUCCGGAUGAAUGUAGCCAGUCAACGUGAACUACCACUGCUAUUACGUACUGUUGCCUUUAUUAAAGUGUAUCUAGCUACCUACGCAAAAGCUGACACACCGUCAUGCAGCCUGUACAUAUUAUAUUGCGUGCCUAGUGGUUGCUUGAUUUUUGUUUCCUGCCUGCCUGCCUGCCUGACGCAAAUAGGAUUUUCCAAUGUGCACAGACAAUAUUCGAAGCAGGUGUAAAAUUUGCAUAGAUGCAAUACUCUUGUUGUACAUAGGGAGAAAGCCACAGUGGUGGAUCUUAUGCAAAGUGGUUGCAGCUGAAAAGCUGCAGAGGAGCUACUUCGAGACUGCCAAUAAGCUGCAACCUGAGGAAAUGUAUUGAAAAGUGACAAGCUUCGUGUGUGGCCAAUAAAACGAAGCCCCUGGAA
Rhipicephalus sanguineus (brown dog tick) is the source of this 8530-nucleotide messenger RNA. It is a transcript of the gene Sbf, whose product is annotated as myotubularin-related protein 5-like. NCBI's taxonomy places the organism in Eukaryota, Metazoa, Arthropoda, Arachnida, Ixodida, Ixodidae. The record is from RefSeq and is a predicted model, not a curated record.